Molecule: messenger RNA, 10197 nt
Organism: Oncorhynchus keta (chum salmon)
Lineage: Eukaryota; Metazoa; Chordata; Actinopteri; Salmoniformes; Salmonidae
Product: mucin-5AC-like
Exons: 52
Coding region: 16-10017 (3333 amino acids)
Cellular component (GO): extracellular matrix
Molecular function (GO): protein binding
Source: RefSeq, a predicted model, not a curated record
UGGGUGUUAAUAUGGAUGGCUCUGGCGAUUGGUUUAACUGCCUCUCAAAGUGAGGAUACAUCAAAGGCCACAGUUAACAUCAUCCCCUCAAUGUCAAGGAUGCCUGAGAUUGCAGGAGUGAGUCCUAUGCACAAUGGCCAGGUCUGCAGCACAUGGGGUAACUACCACUUCAAGACCUUUGACGGAGACAUCUUUCAGCUCCCCUCCACCUGCAACUAUGUUGUGACCUCACUGUGUAAGAGCAGCUAUGAGGAUUUCAACAUCCAGAUGAGGCGGCAGGUGGUGGACAACCAGCCCACCAUUAGCAAGAUCACCAUGAAGCUGGAUGGUGUAGUGGUGGAGCUUUCCAAGGGUUCCGUUGUUGUAAAUGGGAAGAAUGCCACCUUACCAUUCAGCCAGUCUGGUAUUCUCAUUGAAGAGACUACCUCCUACAUCAAGAUCAAAGCGAAACUGGGAUUGGUAGCCAUCUGGAACCAGGAGGAUUCCUUCUUGGUGGAGAUGGACAUCAAAUUCAGAAACAAGACCUGUGGUCUAUGUGGAGAUUUUAAUGGAGUUCAACAAUUUGAUGAGUUCUAUAGCCAUGGUAUGAAAUUGUCCCCUGUCGACUUCGGAAACUUCUGGAAAUUGGAUGGUCCAACUGAAAGCUGUACUGAAAAAACACUGCUUUCGAAUCAUAAAUGCCCCAAUCUGAAACCAGUUUGUGAGCAGUUGCUCUCCGGUCCUGCCUUCAGCAGCUGUAAGGACUUGUUGGCCAUCGACUCAUUUGUUGAGGCCUGUGUAUCUGACCUGUGCCACUGUGAUAACAGCACCAAGUCCUUCUGCCUGUGUAACACCAUCUCAGAGUACUCCCGUCAGUGUGUUCAUGCAGGAGGGAAGCCCCAGCAAUGGAGGACUGAACAGUUCUGCUAUAAAACAUGCCCCUUCAACAUGGAGUACCAGGAGUGUGGAAACCCCUGUGUUGACACCUGCUCCAACCCUGAGAGAGGCCAGAUGUGUGAGGAACACUGCUCAGAUGGCUGCUUUUGUCCUCCAGGCACCGUUUUUGAUGACGUCAACAAGAACGGUUGUAUCGCAUUGAGUCAAUGCUCCUGCCGCCACAAUGGAAAAACCUACGCACCCGGAGAGUCUUAUUCAAGCACUUGUAAAGAUUGCUCCUGUGGUGGUGGUCAGUGGAAGUGUGUGGACAAGGACUGUCCUGGGACCUGCUCUGUGGAGGGAGGAUCCCACAUCAACACCUAUGAUGGAAAAGCCUACACCUUCCACGGGGACUGCUCUUACAUUCUGACCAAGGACUGUGAUGGGAUGCAAUUCACUGUACUGGGUGAUCUGGUGCAGUGUGGGCUUUCUGACAGUGAGACUUGUCUAAAGGCUGUUACCCUGUCCCUCUCAGAAGGAGCCACUGUGAUCAACAUACAACCAAAUGGAAAAGCCUUUGUAAAUGGAAUCUAUUCUCAGCUGCCCUUUUCUGUUGCUGGAGUAACUAUUUUCAGAGCCUCCUCAUUUUUCAUCAUCGUCCAGACCACCUUUGGCCUCCAGUUGGAAAUCCAACUCUCACCAAUCAUGCAGGUCUAUAUUGCUGCAAGCACCGUUUGGCAGCAGAGAACUUGCGGUCUUUGUGGAAACUUCAACAACAACCAAGGAGAUGAUUUCAAGGUCCUGAGCGGAGUGACUGAGGGCACAGCCAUUGGUUUUGCAAACACCUGGAAAACACGAGCCAGCUGCCCAGACAUCAAGAGUAGCUUUGAAAGCCCCUGCAGUUUAAGUCUUGACAAUGAGAAAUAUGCCCAGCACUGGUGCUCUCAGCUGGCUGAUCCUAAAGGGUUGUUUGCUCCAUGCCAUGCAGCGAUAAGCCCAGACAUGUACAAAGAUAACUGCAUGUAUGACAGCUGUAACUGCGAGAAGAGUGAGGACUGCAUGUGUGCUGCCGUCUCCUCUUAUGUCCACGCUUGUGCUGCCGAGGGUAUCCAGCUCAGCGGCUGGAGAGACACUAUCUGCAACAAAUACUCCACCUCGUGCCCUAGCACCAUGGUCUACAGCUACAGCAUGGAAAUCAGUGAUCGCUCCUGCCGCUGCUACAGCGACUCUGACUUUACCUGUUCAAUCACCUUCGAGCCUGUGGAUGGGUGUGUCUGUUCUGAGGGAACCUACCUGGAUGAUGAGGGCAAGUGUGUUCCACCAGCCAGCUGCCCUUGUUAUUACAAGGGCUCAGUGGUGUCCCCUGGAGAGGUCAUCAGCAAGGAUGGAACCAUGUGCACCUGCAAGGAGGGAAAACUCCAUUGUAUUGGAGAUUCACCUGAUCAUCCAUCAUGUGUUGCACCAAUGGUUUUCGUCAACUGCUCCAAUGCAAGCCCAGGAGUGAGAGGGUUAGAGUGUCAGAAGAGCUGCAACAUUCUGGAUAUGGCCUGUAUCAGCACAGAGUGCAUAUCAGGCUGUAUGUGUCCUCCUGGACUGGUAUCUGAUGGAAAAGGAGGCUGCAUCAAGCCAGACCUUUGUCCUUGUUCUCACAAUGCAGCUACUUACCAACCAGGAGACAGCAUCAAGGUCGACUGCAAUACCUGCACUUGUAAAGACAGAAAAUGGCAGUGCACAACUAACCUGUGCCAUGGAACCUGUGCCAUUUAUGGAGAUGGACACUACAUUACCUUUGAUGGGAAACGAUUCACUUUCGAAGGAGACUGUGAAUACACUCUUACAAAGGACUACUGUGGAAACAACAAUGCCAAUGGCAGCUUCAGAGUCAUCACUGAGAACAUUCCCUGUGGAACAACAGGCACCACCUGCUCCAAGGCCAUCAAGCUCUUCCUGGGGAACAAUGAAUUAAUCCUGACGGAAGGGAACUACCAAGUCAUUGAGAGAAAUACAGGGGAGGCGGUUCCUUACCAGAUUCGCACAAUGGGCAUCUACCUUGUGAUUGAAGCCAAUAAUGGGUUGAUUCUCAUGUGGGACAGGAAAACAAGCAUGUUCAUCAAACUUAACCCACAGUUCAAGGGACAUGUCUGUGGUCUGUGUGGAAACUAUGAUGGCAAUGCAAACAAUGACUUCACUACCAGGAGCCAGGCAGUAGUUGUCAACCCUCUAGACUUUGGAAACAGCUGGAAAGUCUCUGCAAGCUGCCCCGAUGCAAUGAACAAAAGGAGCCCCUGUACUGCCAACCCUUACAGGCAGUCUUGGUCACAGAAGCAGUGCAGCAUCAUACAGAGCAAAGUUUUCACAGACUGCCAUUCUAAAGUGGACCCCUCUUCUUUCUACGAUGCUUGUGUGACAGACUCGUGUGCUUGCGACAGUGGUGGAGACUGUGAGUGUUUCUGUACCGCUGUGGCAGCUUAUGCAGAGGCCUGUAAUGAGGCUGGAGCCUGCAUAGCCUGGAGAAGCCCACAAAUCUGCCCACUGUUCUGUGAUUACUACAACCCCCCUGGAGAAUGUGAGUGGCACUACAAGGCCUGUGGAGCUCAGUGUAUGAAGACCUGCAGGAAUCCCUCCGGGAGCUGCUCAACUCAGAUACCACCUCUUGAAGGUUGCUAUCCAAAAUGUCCUCCUGCUCAACCCUUCUUUGAUGAAGAUAUAAUGAAGUGUGUGGAGAAGGAGCAGUGUGGCUGCUAUGGCAGAGAUGGAAAACACUACAAUAAUGGAGAAAAAGUACCGACCACAGAAAACUGCCAGACAUGCUAUUGUAAUUCAGUGACAGUGGACUGCAAAUACGAUGUACAAGCUUGCACUUGCACCUACAAUGGGAACAAAUACCCCUAUGGGCAUAUCAUAUACGAUACAACGGAUGGACAUAGCAGCUGUAUGACAGCAGUUUGUGGGAAGAAUGGAACCAUUCACCGGGACAUGUACCCAUGUUCAACUACAACUCCAACAACUUCUAUUCCAUCUCAUCCAACUCCAUCUACGAAUGUUCCUACCUCUACAUCAUUCUCUACAGUGACAACAAAUGUUUUCACUUUCUCAACACCAACGACAACUGAGCCAGCCACAUCUUCAACAGAGACAACAGUGUCUCCAACAACCUUUACCACUACAUGUGGAUAUCCAUGUGUGUGGUCACAGUGGUUUGAUACCACAUUCCCUACACUUGGAACUCCAGGAGGAGACUCUGAAACCUACAACAACAUAAGAGCAGAGGGACACAAUAUAUGUGAGAAGCCAAGCAAGAUCCAAUGCAGAGCCGAGAAGUACCCAAAUGUUAGCAUAAGCCAAGUAGGCCAAGUGGUGCAGUGUAAUGUAGCAGAAGGGUUGACUUGCAGAAAUGAAGACCAGUCAGGCCCAUUCCCACUGUGCUUUAACUACCAAGUCCGAGUCCUCUGCUGUGAUGAAGAUCUUUGCACAUCUAAGCCUACAACCAUUUCACCAACAACUACAAGACCACCUGUUAUGACGACAACCACAACUACAACAGCAACCACCUCCACUAUAUCAACGACCACGUUGAAUACAAAAACCCCUACCUGCACAGUUUGUGAGUGGUCACCUUGGUAUAAUGUGGACUAUCCUCAAUUUGGUCCUGGGGGUGGUGACAAUGAAUCAAUUAAAAAGAUUCUAGAAUCUGGAAAACAUAUUUGUGAAAAACCAGUGGAUGUCAUAUGCCAAGCAGUGCGAUAUCCAGGGAUCCCAUUGUCUGAAUUAGGACAGAAGGUAGAAUGUAAUACAAAGGUUGGAUUAAUAUGCCAGAACAAAGAUCAAGGUAUUCCUCCAAUAUGCCUUGACUAUGAAAUUAAGGUAAAAUGUUGUAAGAGUGUGAAAUGUCACACUACAACACAAGAAACUACAACUACACCUACUGUCACAACUACAAUAAUGUCAACAUCCACAUUAACUACAAUAACAAGUAAACCAAUGACAAUCACUACUCCUCCAACCUCAACUCAACCUCUGACCACAACUACAACUCCAACCACCACAACAACACCCACUACUACGAUCUUAACAUCGCCUGCUCCAGCUACCACAUCAACAACAAUUCCUUCGACCACGACUCCUACACCCACUACUACAAUCUUAACUUCGACAGCUCCAUCUACCACAAAAACAACAACUCUGCCUUCUACUACAACUCCAACCUCUACUCCUACAUCAACCUCAACAGGAGCAUCAACUACCCAGUGCAGUGGUGAAGAAAGUUGUGUGUGGUCAGACUGGAUCAACCUUGGUCAGCCAACCUCUGGCUCUGAAGGUGGAGAUAAUGAAUCCAUUAAGAACAUCAUUGCUAGUGGUUAUCACAUUUGCUCAGCUCCAGAGGCAGUUGAAUGUAGAGCAAAACAAUACCCUGGACUUCAGAUCUCUCAGCUUGGCCAAGACGUGACUUGCAAUCCAUCCGUUGGACUGAUUUGUAAAAACAGUAAGCAAGGUCUUCAGCAAAAGUGCUUCGAUUACGAGAUACGAGUGAAAUGUUGUCAAUGUCCUCCCACAACACACAUCCCGACAACAACAACAACAACAACAACAGUUCUGUCGACCACGAGUCCUACACCCACUACUACAAUCUUAACUUCGACAGCUCCAUCUACCACAAAAACAACAACUCUGCCUUCUACUACAACUCCAACCUCUACUCCUACAUCAACCUCAACAGGAGCAUCAACUACCCAGUGCAGUGGUGAAGAAAGUUGUGUGUGGUCAGACUGGAUCAACCUUGGUCAGCCAACCUCUGGCUCUGAAGGUGGAGAUAAUGAAUCCAUUAAGAACAUCAUUGCUAGUGGUUAUCACAUUUGCUCAGCUCCAGAGGCAGUUGAAUGUAGAGCAAAACAAUACCCUGGACUUCAGAUCUCUCAGCUUGGCCAAGACGUGACUUGCAAUCCAUCCGUUGGACUGAUUUGUAAAAACAGUAAGCAAGGUCUUCAGCAAAAGUGCUUCGAUUACGAGAUACGAGUGAAAUGUUGUCAAUGUCCUCCCACAACACACAUCCCGACAACAACAACAACAACAACAACAGUUCUGUCGACCACGAGUCCUACACCCACUACUACAAUCUUAACUUCGACAGCUCCAUCUACCACAAAAACAACAACUCUGCCUUCUACUACAACUCCAACCUCUACUCCUACAUCAACCUCAACAGGAGCAUCAACUACCCAGUGCAGUGGUGAAGAAAGUUGUGUGUGGUCAGACUGGAUCAACCUUGGUCAGCCAACCUCUGGCUCUGAAGGUGGAGAUAAUGAAUCCAUUAAGAACAUCAUUGCUAGUGGUUAUCACAUUUGCUCAGCUCCAGAGGCAGUUGAAUGUAGAGCAAAACAAUACCCUGGACUUCAGAUCUCUCAGCUUGGCCAAGACGUGACUUGCAAUCCAUCCGUUGGACUGAUUUGUAAAAACAGUAAGCAAGGUCUUCAGCAAAAGUGCUUCGAUUACGAGAUACGAGUGAAAUGUUGUCAAUGUCCUCCCACAACACACAUCCCGACAACAACAACAACAACAACAACAGUUCUGUCGACCACGACUCCUACACCCACUACUACAAUCUUAACUUCGACAGCUCCAUCUACCACAAAAACAACAACUCUGCCUUCUACUACAACUCCAACCUCUACUCCUACAUCAACCUCAACAGGAGCAUCAACUACCCAGUGCAGUGGUGAAGAAAGUUGUGUGUGGUCAGACUGGAUCAACCUUGGUCAGCCAACCUCUGGCUCUGAAGGUGGAGAUAAUGAAUCCAUUAAGAACAUCAUUGCUAGUGGUUAUCACAUUUGCUCAGCUCCAGAGGCAGUUGAAUGUAGAGCAAAACAAUACCCUGGACUUCAGAUCUCUCAGCUUGGCCAAGACGUGACUUGCAAUCCAUCCGUUGGACUGAUUUGUAAAAACAGUAAGCAAGGUCUUCAGCAAAAGUGCUUCGAUUACGAGAUACGAGUGAAAUGUUGUCAAUGUCCUCCCACAACACACAUCCCGACAACAACAACAACAACAACAACAACAGUUCUGUCGACCACGACUCCUACACCCACUACUACAAUCUUAACUUCGACAGCUCCAUCUACCACAAAAACAACAACUCUGGCUUCUACUACAACUCCAACCUCUACUCCUACAUCAACCUCAACAGGAGCAUCAACUACCCAGUGCAGUGGUGAAGAAAGUUGUGUGUGGUCAGACUGGAUCAACCUUGGUCAGCCAACCUCUGGCUCUGAAGGUGGAGAUAAUGAAUCCAUUAAGAACAUCAUUGCUAGUGGUUAUCACAUUUGCUCAGCUCCAGAGGCAGUUGAAUGUAGAGCAAAACAAUACCCUGGACUUCAGAUCUCUCAGCUUGGCCAAGACGUGACUUGCAAUCCAUCUGUUGGACUGAUUUGUAAAAACAGUAAGCAAGGUCUUCAGCAAAAGUGCUUCGAUUACGAGAUACGAGUGAAAUGUUGUCAAUGUCCUCCCACAACACACAUCCCGACAACAACAACAACAACAACAACAACAACUCAGCCACCCAUAACUAGUACUUUCCCUACAACCUCAUAUCCUGUAACAUCUGGUGGAACAACAUCACCAACAAUUACAUCCACUGAACCCGUUUGUUUUUGCCAUUUCAAUCAUCGUGAUUUCUCCGUUGGCUCAAUUGUUUACAAUGUCUCUGACCAUGAUGGAUGGUGCUACAUUGGUCUCUGCAACAAGACAUGCAAAGUAGAAACCCGUUCCUUCAGAUGUGAUGUAACAACUACCCCAGUUACCACUACUUCACCCACCACUACACUGCUCCCAACAACAACAACAAUACCACAUACAACAGAAAGACCAACCACCACCCAAAAAUAUCCAAUUGAGAUAAACUGUCACCAUGAACAUCCUCCAAGACAGAACGGUGAAAGCUGGAAACAUAACCAGUGCACCAACGGAACAUGCGCCAACGGGAAAGUUAUUUAUGAGCAUGUACAUUGUGAGACUCCGAAGCCAAUAGCAUGUGAAAAUAACUAUCCUCCGAUCAAAGUGUAUGACGAAUCUGGAUGCUGUUUCCACUAUGAGUGUCAAUGUAUCUGCUAUGGUUGGGGAGACCCUCACUAUGUCACCUUUGAUGGAACAUACUAUGGCUUCCAAGGAAAUUGUUCUUACGUCUUGGUCAAAGAAAUCCUGCCAAAGUACAACUUCAGUGUUGUAAUCGACAAUUACUAUUGUGAUGCCCCAGAUGGACUUUCCUGCCCUCAGUCUCUGACAAUUUAUUAUCAAUCUUACAAGAUAUUCAUGACCAAGAAGGACGUUGAUGGAGUUUUCACAAGUCUGAUUUAUGUAAACCAGAAACGCAUCAUCCCAGCAUAUGAGACCAAGGACUUCCGCAUCACAGACAACGGGAUUGAGACCCUUUUAGUCAUACCAGCAAUUAAUGCCAAGGUGUCUUUCACUGGUCUUAUGUUUAGCAUAUACCUGCCCUGGGACAAGUUCAGUGGCAACACUGAGGGCCAGUGUGGUACAUGUGACAACAACCGGACAGAUGACUGCCGCUUGCCAAAUGGAACUAUCGAUUCAUCUUGUCCAGACAUGGCACACCAAUGGCAUGUUGCUGACCACAAUAACAGUCAGUGCACUCCACCAUCACCAGAACCGACACCAACACCACUACCAGGCUGCGAUCCACCCAUUUGUCAUCUCAUUCAAAGCAAGGUCUUUGAGAGUUGCCAUAAGAUAAUCCCCUACGAGCCAUUCCUUGUGGCAUGUAUCUUUGAUGUGUGCCAUAUGGAUGAUGUUACUAUUGGCUGCACCAGCUUGCAGACCUAUGCUGAUGCAUGUGCACAAGCAGGAGUCUGUAUUGAGUGGAGAAAUUAUACAAAUGGACAAUGUGACUUCACAUGCGAGAAACCCAAGGUGUAUAAUGCCUGCGGUCCACAAGUUGAACCAACCUGUAAUGCCUGGUACAAUUUCAAAUUCAUCCAGACUCAAAAUGAGUUCAGCGUCAUGGGAGAUAUACAAUUGGAGGGAUGCUAUUGCCCUCCUGGUACCACUUUGAUGAGUUCCAGCUCAAACUACUGUAUCCCCAGCUGUGAUAUUUGUCCGUUGCCAAAUGGAGAAUGGAAAGAGGCUAAUGAGACCUGGGUGAGCAACUGCCAGGAUUGUGUAUGUGACCCAUACAGUCUGGAAAUCCAGUGCCAGCCGGUGGCAUGCCAACAUCAACCUCCUCUCACCUGUGAUCAGGAGGGCCAAGUUAAGGUCGUAGAAACCGUUGACUGUUGUCAAAAGGACAAAUGCGAGUGUGAUGUCACACGAUGCUCUACUUCCAAGAUAACUUGUCCAGUCGGAUUUGAGACAGAGGCAACUAUGGGAGUCUGCUGCCCAACGUAUCAAUGCAUGCCAAAGGAUGUCUGUGUGUUUAACAACACUGAAUAUCAGCCAGGUGCCAAUGUUCCUGGGGACAAGUGUAAGAAUUGUGUGUGUGGUGACAGGGUGGAUGCCCAAUCCCAUCUACAUAUCAUUGAGUGUCAACCUACUGAAUGUGACACUCACUGCCAGCAGGGCUUUGAUCAUCAAGCCGUUCCUGGGCAGUGUUGUGGGAAGUGUGUACAGACAAGCUGUGUGGUUAUGCUGCCAGAUAAUACCACACACACUAUUCAGCCUGGUUCCAUCUGGAUACCAUCUGGAGAGAAGUGUCUCAAGUUUGAGUGCGUAAAGAUUAUGGACCAAUUCAUCCCAAUUGAGGCUAAGACUGUGUGCCCUGACUUCCACCCAGAAGAUUGCCUACCCGGAACUGAAGUCAUUGCUCCAGAUGGUUGCUGCCAUGUCUGUGUUCCAAAACAUAAGCCAUGCAACGUGACAAAGGGAAAAGUGUACCUGGACAGCAAUGGGUGCAAGUCUGCAAACGAGGUGGAAGUGACAACAUGCGGAGGAUCCUGUGGCACCUACGCCAUGUAUUCUCUUGAGGCCAACAUGAUGGAGCGCUCUUGUACCUGUUGUCGGGAAGUAUCCACCACCAAGAAGGAAGUGGAGAUGAUCUGCCCAGAUGGUUCAAAGUUCAACCACUCCUACAUCCACAUCAAUAAAUGUGGCUGCCAGAGGACAGAGUGCGUGACCCCGGAGGAAACCCAGGUCACAAGGUCACGACGCAGGAGAAGAUGAAUGACUCUCCACUACCAUCCCUUUACUGCUUAGAUUAGUUCUCUAUUUAUGCUCAACUUGUUCACUUUCCUGCAAAGUAAUCUCCUAGAUGGCGAAAAAGUUUCAGCUUUUUUGUCAAAUUUAGUUUUGUUUUAGCCAUUCAAAACACAUAAAUAAAGUUGGCAAUAGGCUAUGCAUAUA